Messenger RNA from Budorcas taxicolor (takin), 1394 nucleotides. It is a transcript of the gene PSME3IP1, whose product is annotated as proteasome activator subunit 3 interacting protein 1. The record is from RefSeq and is a predicted model, not a curated record. Bases 209 to 970 code for a protein of 253 amino acids. The transcript has 7 exons. Gene Ontology annotation, cellular component: nucleus. NCBI's taxonomy places the organism in Eukaryota, Metazoa, Chordata, Mammalia, Artiodactyla, Bovidae.
CGGAACUUUGUUGUGGCGGUGAGGAAAAGGAAGCCCUGAAGGGUAGAAAGAAAUACCAAAGCAAAGGCUGUUUUCCUGCUUUCAUUCUUUCUGUUUUCCUUCUUUUUAUUUUUUCUUAAGAGCGAGCGGCGUUUGCGGUGGCAGUUUGGGGUGGGCGCCGCCGAGGUGAGGGGGUCUCGCCUCCUGCACGCUGGUAGACUGUUCCAUUAUGGAUGGAGGGGAUGACGGUAACCUUGUUAUCAAAAAGAGGUUUGUAUCUGAGGCAGAGCUAGAUGAACGGCGCAAACGGAGACAAGAAGAAUGGGAAAAAGUUCGAAAACCUGAAGAUCCUGAAGAAUGCCCAGAGGAGGUUUAUGACCCUCGGUCUCUGUAUGAAAGGCUACAAGAACAGAAAGACAGGAAGCAGCAGGAGUAUGAAGAACAGUUCAAAUUCAAAAACAUGGUAAGAGGCUUAGACGAAGAUGAGACCAACUUCCUUGAUGAGGUUUCUCGGCAGCAAGAACUAAUAGAAAAACAGCGAAGAGAAGAAGAACUGAAAGAACUGAAGGAAUACAGAAGUAAUCUCAACAAGGUUGGAAUUUCUUCAGAAAACAAGAAGGAAGUGGAGAAGAAAGCUGUGAAACCCAUAGAAACCAAGAACAAGUUCUCCCAGGCAAAGCUGUUGGCAGGAGCUGUGAAGCAUAAGAGUUCAGAGAGUGGAAACAGUGUGAAAAGACUGAAAUCGGACCCUGACCCAGAUGACAAGAAUCAAGAAGCUCCGUCCUGCGUGUCUCUGGGAAGCACCUCCCUGAGCAGUCCCUCCAUCCACUGCCCGUCCGCGGCCGUCUGUAUCGGCAUCCUCCCAGGCCUGGGCGCCUACUCCGGGAGCAGCGACUCUGAGUCCAGCUCAGACAGCGAAGGCACCAUCAACGCCACGGGCAAGAUUGUCUCCUCCAUCUUCCGAACCAACACCUUCCUCGAGGCCCCCUAGCUCCUCUGUUUUCACCGCAGGGUGCUCCUCCCCACGAGUAGACUGGACAGUUUAUUCUGCCUACAGGCAUUACUUCCCACAGAAAACUCCUUUGCCUGCUCCUUAUGCGCACCGUGACAUUUUUAACUGCAUCUAAGAAUGUGCCAGAAUCCACUUGUGGCCAGACUUGUGUUUGGUUUCUCUUUCUACUCCGGUCCAGAUGCCCAGGCCAGUCCUGCAACCUCUGUCCGCACUGAUGCAGAUUUCAGCCCAGCCAAAAUUUCACCAAAAACACCCUGGGAAGAUAGGUACCAUGCAGCUUACAAAGAAUUUGGAUUCUGUUGCCUUCUUGUUUUUUCUUUUCUUUUUUUUUUUUUUCUUUUCCAACAUCAUUAAGAAGCAGGGACAGUUUAUUGAAUAGAUAUCAUUUAAACAUUCUAAGUGA